GAGUAAAGAAGGACAUAGGAGAAAAAAAACAAAAGGAGGAAAAAAGAUCCAAGAAGAAAAAAAAUAACAUACUCAAACAAACCAACCCCGCGCCGAAAGAGCCGGCACCAUGAGGUCCAAAGGCAGGGCUCGGAAGCUGGCCACGGCAGAUAGCGGAGACUUCUCCCUUCUUCCCUCCGACGUUCUGGACAACAUGGGUGUAGUUGACGGAGACUCCACUCUCAUCACGCCCGUCGCCGGGGACAACCUUCCCUCCCCCGUCCUAUCGGGUGAGGUGGGUUCCCCUCUUGACCACUCCCCCUUCCAGGCCUCCAUGUUCCUCUCCGAGGGGGAGGGGGAGGCCGCGGGAGCGAUGCCCGAGGUGGAGCUGCGUGAGUCGGGCGCGUGGCCGGAGACGCUGGGCGUGUGGAGCUGCAGGAGGAUGGAGGUCGGCGAGAGGCUGGGACCGUGCGGAGAGGACAUGAUUGGGCUUGCGCAAGCACACGACUGGGAGCUGGAUGGGGAAGCUCAGGUGAGGCUUUGGGAGAACCGUGGAGGAGACAGCAGGAGUUGGCUCAGGCACAUCCAGAUCUCCCCAUCGCCCCGGCAACACAACCUGACAACCUGCCAGCUUCAUGAUCAGAUAUUUUAUCGAGUGACUAGAGAGAUCCAACCCGGUGAGGAGCUGCUGUUGUUCAUGAAGGCAGAGGAGUUUCCAUAUGAGGCCAUGGCUCCUGAUAUCCACGAGGAGAGGCAGUAUCGCUGCGAGGACUGCGACCAGCACUUUGAGUCGCGCUCGGAGCUGCUGGACCACCAGAUGCAGCCUUGCGGCACGCCACCGUCCGGCCUGACGCUGUCGCUGGGGGAGCAGGGCCUGGGCAGCAGCGCAGGAGAGGGCAGCGAUCCCGAACCCCCUCUCCACCAUCUCCACCACCGCACACACACUCUGCACGAGCAGGACGACUCACCGCACGAGUGCAGGGAGUGCGACCAGGUGUUCCCCGACAUUCAAAGUCUGGAGGCUCAUUCCCUAUCCCACUCUGAGGAGAGAGAGUAUAAGUGCGACCAAUGCCCCAAGGCCUUCAACUGGAAAUCCAACCUGAUUCGCCACCAGAUGUCCCACGACAACGGCAAGCACUACGAAUGUGAAAACUGCUCAAAGCAGGUGUUCACGGACCCCAGCAACCUGCAGAGCGUUAAGCCCGCGUCGUCGGGCCUGAAGCAGCACAAGCACAUCCACAGCAGCGUCAAGCCCUUUUCAUGCGAAGUGUGCCACAAGUCCUACACACAGUUCUCCAACCUGUGCCGACACAAGCGCAUGCACGCCGACUGCCGCACACAGAUCAAGUGCAAGGACUGCGGCCAGCUCUUCAGCACCACGUCCUCGCUCAACAAGCACCGGCGGUCUACAGGGUAUAGCCCCACUUCCUCCGCUUGGCCUCGGGGCCUGUUUGGCCUUGUUGGUCAAGCUGCUGGGUCCACCGGCCGGGCGCCGAUUGGCCGACAUUUCCCGGGCGGCGCACCCACCACCACCACCUGGCGGGGGCUGACGCUCCCAGCGGCGCUGCUGUUCCGCUCGGGUUCCUCGCUGUUCACGUCCGGGCUGUACCCGCCGCACCCCAGCAGCGGCGCUCCGCACCACCAGCCCCUGCCGCACCGACCGCCGGGCCUGGUCAGCCCCCCAGCGUCGGCCUCCUCGCCCGGGAAAGAGCGCCCCAUGCUGUCCCCGACCGCGUCGGCGUCGGCGCUGCAGCAACAGCAGCAGCUGCGCUCGCAAGGCGGCGACUCGGGCACCAAGCGCAAGGACGAGGGCCGCGCCGGAGAGGACGGGUCAGCGGGACUCCGCGAGAGGGGCUCGUCCUCCUCCUCCUCGUCCAAUCAGAGGCGCGCCAACGGCAAGGGCAGUGACCAAUCAGAGACGAGCGACGACGUGGACGACGUGAGCACGCCCAGCGGCAGCGAGCUGGAGACGAGCUCGAGGCCGAGCCGACACGGUCGGCGCCUCCGGGCGGUCAAACUCAUCGACGACAUAUCGCGGCCCAUCGCCGAAGUGCCGGCGCUCGCCGGAUUGGCGGGCUCGAGGUGGUGCGCAGCGAAGGGUUUCACCGUUGCGAAGGACAGGAAGCUGGGCGGGUCAGGGGGCGGCUCGCUGGGCUACCCCUCCGUCUUCCCGCUCUCGCUGUUCCCGGCGUUCUCUGCCGCCGCGUCCGUGUGCCCACCGUUCGGCACCGAGCGCGAGGCUCAGGCCAUCCCGGCCAGCCCGGGCCUGACCCCGACCACGGAGUCGCCCUUUGACCUCAGCACGGCCAGGCGCAAAGAGGAGCGGCCCGCCAACUCCGAGGCCACCCACUCUAGGCCUGAGACACGCCCACAGCCAGCUGCCGCGGCCAAUCCGGACCAGCCACUGGACCUGAGCCUGGGCGGCCGCAGUCGCACGCGGCCCAAGGGCGAGGAGCCGAAGAGGAGCGGUCAUAUGUACGGAGGAGAGGAGCGGUCAGAGAUGGCCGCGCCCAAAGCAGACUCAUCCCUCCAACACGCCAGACCCACCCCUUUCUUCAUGGACCCCAUUUACAGCAGGGUUGAGAAGAGGAAGGUGAACGAUCCGUUUGAGACGCUGAAGGACAAGUAUAUGCGCCCGGCCCCAGGAUUCCUGUUUCACCCCCAGUUCCGCAUGCCGGACCAGAGAACAUGGAUGUCGGCUAUUGAGAAUAUGGCAGAGAAGCUAGAGUCGUUUGGCUCUCUGAAGCCGGACGCUGGGGACAUCAUGCGCUCGGUGCCCUCCAUGUUCGACUUCCGUGCCCCUCCUGCCACGCUGCCCGAGUCUCUGCUGCGCAAAGGCAAGGAGCGCUACACCUGCAGGUACUGUGGUAAAAUCUUCCCCCGGUCAGCCAACCUAACCCGUCACCUGAGGACACAUACUGGAGAACAGCCUUACAGGUGUAAGUACUGUGAUAAGCUCGUUUCAGCAUCGUCAACCUGCCUGCAUCCACAUAAAGACAUCUACAACAAGGAGAAGCCCCUUAGAAUUGCCACCUGUGUGACAGCUGUGACCUUGAACAAACCUGACCGCACCUCAAGAAGCACGAGAACGGCAACCUGUCAGCCACCCUCGGUUCGAUUGGAUAGUAGCAGUGCCAUCCUUGAGGACAAGGAGGACUCCUACUUCAACGAGAUCCGCAACUUCAUCAGCAACUCUGGCCAGAGACAGACCUCCCCACCACACUCCGAGGAAGGGAUAAACGGUGGCCAUUUUGAAGAGGACAAAGGCCCGACCCCCAGCCGAGAGUCACGUGACCUGGAGGAAGUGGAGGAGCCUGGAGCUGAGGAGGAGGCCGGGGAACAGAGCGAGGUCACGGGCAAGCCUGCAGACGACGCGCUCCCUAGCAACCUGGAAGAUGACAACGAUGCCACCAUGCGAGAUGAGAUGGAUUUUGAGGGGACCAACGAUCUGGAGCUCAACUGCAAAACUUCCCCAAGGAGGUUUGAGGACGAGGAGGAGGAGGAGGAAGAGCAGGGCUCAUUCUCCGCUCUGGAUCACAUCCGCCACUUCUCCGACAUGCGCAAGAUGGACGACAGAGAGUUCGGUGAUGGUGAUGUCACCGGGUUCGGCUCCAGCCGCCUCUCAGAAGCUGUCAAGCAGCCGCUUUAUAGGAAGUCCAAGUCCCAGGCCUAUGCCAUGAUGCUGUCUCUGGCUGAUAAGGACCCACUGCACGCCGGUGCCCACGGCCCCUCUGCCAUGUGGCACAGCCUGGCACGCGCUGCCGCCGAGUCCAGUGCCAUCCAGUCACUGAGCCACGUAUGAGGCGCCCGCCACGCUCCCUCGCUCCGUCACGACGAUGACCUCUGACCUGCCGUCUCUCACCUCUCCUCUUCCAGCCUGACGUCCUGCACCCAUCCCCGACCCUUGACCCCCCCCAGUACUCCUACCUGAGGCCCAGCCCAGUA
Molecule: messenger RNA, 3924 nt
Organism: Alosa alosa (allis shad)
Lineage: Eukaryota; Metazoa; Chordata; Actinopteri; Clupeiformes; Clupeidae
Gene: mecom
Product: MDS1 and EVI1 complex locus
Exons: 20
Coding region: 110-3781 (1223 amino acids)
Cellular component (GO): nucleus
Molecular function (GO): protein binding
Source: RefSeq, a predicted model, not a curated record